Tinamus guttatus (white-throated tinamou) is the source of this 849-nucleotide messenger RNA. Lineage: Eukaryota; Metazoa; Chordata; Aves; Tinamiformes; Tinamidae. The record is from RefSeq and is a predicted model, not a curated record.
AUGCCUUCUGCCGGUGUGAACGUGUGGAAAGAAAUCAUACUGCUUUUCUGUAUUUUUUUUUUCUCCUCUCAUGUCUAUAUCAAGGAAUCUCUGUCCAGGCUGUUCUUUAGCUGUGGGCAUGUUCAGUCUGUGGACAUCUGUGAUAAGCCAGAAGUAGCAGAGAAAACAGACACACUCAAGUCCAAGUUCUUCAACCCCAAAACAACAAAGGGUUUCCGAGUAGCAUAUGUGGUGUUCAGGAGCCCAGCUGGUGUCCAGGCAGCCAAGGCCCUGGCGCAGAGAGGUCCCUUGCUGAUAUCAACAGAGAGUCAUCCUGUGAAAACUGGCAUUAGCAAGUGGAUCGCCAGCUACGCGGCCUCGGUGGUGGAUCGUGAAGAGCUGAAGGCUGAGGUGGAUGCCUUCAUGCAAGACUAUGACAAACAGAUAGCAGAGGAAGAAGCCAAAGCGGCAGAGGAGGAGGGCGUUCCGGAUGAGGAGGGCUGGGUGAAGGUGACACGCAAGGGCCGGAAGCCUGGCCUGCCCCGGACGGAGGCUGCCAACCUGCGUGUGCUGGAGAGGGAGAGGCGGAAAAGGGCCCGCAAAGAGCUGCUCAACUUCUAUGCCUGGCAGCACCGUGAGACCAAGAGGGAACACAUUGCCCAGCUGCGGAAGAAGUUUGAGGAGGACAAGCAGAGAAUUGCGCUGAUGCGAGCCCAGCGCAAGUUCCGGCCGUACUGAGCCGUGCUGGAGCGUUUCCUCGGCUGCUUGUGCUGGACAGGGAGGGACAGGCGUGUAUGGAUCCCAUGUGCCAAAGGGUUUCAAAGAACUGAAGCAGCUUCAGGUUGUUCCUGCCAUCGGAUCUGAGGUGGG